Sorghum bicolor (sorghum) is the source of this 1999-nucleotide messenger RNA. RefSeq lists its product as uncharacterized. Gene Ontology annotation, molecular function: 5S rRNA binding; structural constituent of ribosome. The coding region runs from base 504 to 1472 and encodes 322 amino acids. The transcript is spliced from 4 exons. The record is from RefSeq and is a predicted model, not a curated record. Lineage: Eukaryota; Viridiplantae; Streptophyta; Magnoliopsida; Poales; Poaceae. Gene Ontology annotation, biological process: translation. Gene Ontology annotation, cellular component: ribosome.
CACCGCCUUCCCUCAGCGCAGAUGAAGCUGCUCCUUCCCCACUCGCGCUCAGGUUCGGUCCCAGGCAUCGGAUCUUCCGCGCGUCGGCGGCUCCCCCUCGGCGGCGUCCAGCGACAGAGGGGCAGUCCCAGGCUCGGCGGCGGCGUCGGCGACUCCCCCUCCCCCCUCCCGCCUCUCUCCAGUCGCUCGCGCCCUCGCUUCCGUCCUCCGCGCACCGGCCGGCGACCCUGCAUGAGCUAUCGUCAGCCUCAGGGGCGGCAUACAGGUCAUUUUGCACUCAAGACAGACAAUCAACUAGAAAUAAUCAAGAUUGCCAAACACCCAGGGUCUCCAGCCAGGCAGCAGCUUUUCAGAAAAUUCUGCUUCUCAGUUCAGUGAGUCUCAGAAUAGCGAAAACAAACAGGGCCGUGCGCCGCCCUUUCCCUUCCCUUCCUGCUGUACUGAACCGAGCAUCUCCAAGCUACAUGCAAUUGAAUCUGUCCCAAUCACUAGUAUUGACAUAAAUGUUCCUGCGGCAGUUGCUUCUCCAUGCACGAUGCCGAUGCUCGCCUCGGAUGCCUCAGCUCCCCAAACUCCUCUUUCUUUGCCGUGAACUCUCCAUCCACCCUUCCAAAGUCUUGGCCGCACCACCGAAGCGCCAGUCUCCUUAUGUUCAAGUCCGGCUGCUCCAAAGCUCACCUCAGUCCAGUUCUGACCUUCUUGGGUCCGGCUUCCACAUUGAUGUGGUCGACUCCGACCUCUGGACCCCGUCCUUCGGCUUCUCUUCGGAGGCCGAAAGGGGCAAUGAGUACCUGGAUGACCUCCACCGGAAUGACGACAGUGAAGUGCGAGACUUUAGUGAUGAGAUCGAUGACAUGCGGCACCGCAAGAAGUUGUUCUACAAGCUGGACCGGCAAUCCAAGGAGUACGAGGAGAACAGCCUGCCCUUGCGCCGAAGAAAGAAUAGGGACAAAACCAAUGCAAAGAACCCAAAGGAAUGCAAGGUGGAGCCUGCCAAGUCUGUUUCUUCCAAUGCUCCAAAGGCAACAAAGUGUGCAAUUAGAGACGAUGACAUGGUUGAGGUGAAGCGGGAACGGAUGCCAACGUUCAACCAGAUGACUGAUCCUUACCACCACCCUUUCUGCCUCGAUAUACAUGUUACAAAGGGGUCAGUGCGUGCUUGCUUUGUGCACCGAGUGACGAGCAGGGUGGUUGCAGUUGCACACUCUAUAUCAAAGGAUAUGAAGUUUGAUCUUGGUUCAAAGAAGGGUAAGGGUAUGAAGGCAUGUGCGGCAGUUGGUGCAUUGCUUGCAAAGCGAGCAUUAGAGGAUGAUAUUCACAAUGCACUGUAUACACCAAGGAAAGGGGAUAGGAUUGAAGGAAAAAUUAAGGUUGUGUUGCAUGCAAUUAUUGAGAAUGGAGUUGAUGUGAAGGUGAAACUGAAGCAAAGAAAGCUGAUAAAGAAUACAUUGGCGUGCAGCACUGCAGCAUGAUCGGUCUCCUGGCAGGUCAACUAUUGUUCAGCAUAACUCCUGAGUAGCAUUGAGCACGAUGCUUCAGAAGCCGUCUAAUUUCAUCUGCAAAACUGACAGAGAAGGGGCCACAUGCAGCUGAAGGAAAUGUGGCAAUCCUCCCAUGUGGUCCUAGUGUAAUUGUUUCAUGCGCUUGUGUAUCUCACAUUCUCACUCGUGGAGCCUUCUUACACACAUAGUCACAGCUUUAGCUAAAAUCUGUAUCAUUAGGCUAGUAGCUAGGGUUUAGGCAUGUGAUGGCCAUUUGUGCCCAGUUUGGAUUCCGUUGCUGCUGGUUCAAGUUCCAGUCUUCCAGGAUCCCUUUAUUUGAUUCCCACAAUGACACAAGUGACAACACAGCGCCAGAACAAUGCUUUGUACAGUCCUUGCUCAUGUAUUUGAGUAUUUAUGUAUCGUUUGCCCCCUGAAAAAUAUUGUGAUGAACAUCUGAUCCUUUAUGAUAAGAGUACAUGAAAACUUAGCAUGUGGGGUUUUACAUGUUAGAUAUA